Molecule: messenger RNA, 930 nt
Organism: Leptonychotes weddellii (Weddell seal)
Lineage: Eukaryota; Metazoa; Chordata; Mammalia; Carnivora; Phocidae
Gene: TMEM134
Product: transmembrane protein 134
Source: RefSeq, a predicted model, not a curated record
GGCGGGACCGCGGCGCUAGGGGCAGGCGGGCACGGAUGGCGGCGGCGAGGGGCGCCUGAGCGGGCCGGGGCCAUGAGCGCCACCCGGCCCCAGUUCAGCAUCGAUGACGCCUUCGAGCUGUCCCUGGAGGACGCGGGCCCGGGGCCCGAAUUCAGCGGGGUCGCCCGCUUCGGGCCGCUGCACUUCGAGCGCCGGGCCCGGUUCGAGGUGGCCGACGAGGACAAGCAGUCCCGGCUGCGCUACCAGAACCUGGAGAACGAUGAGGACGGAGCCCAGGCCUCUCCGGAGCCGGAUGGGGGAGUCAGCAACAGGGAUUCCAGCCGAACGUCCAUCCGCAGCUCCCAGUGGUCCUUCAGCACCAUCAGCAAUAGCACCCAGCGCUCCUACCAUGCCUGCUGCAGCUGGACUCAACACCCUUUGAUCCAGAAGAACCGCCGGGUAGUGCUGGCCUCCUUCCUGCUCCUGCUGCUGGGGCUGGUGCUGAUCCUGAUCGCCGUGGGACUGGAGGUGGCCCCCUCGCCAGGUGUCUCCAGCGCCAUCUUCUUCGUGCCCGGCUUCCUGUUGUUGGUUCCCGGAGUCUACCACGUGAUCUUCAUCUACUGCGCGGUCAAGGGCCACCGGGGCUUCCAGUUCUUUUACCUGCCCUACUUCGAGAAGUGAGCCGCGCGGGCGGCCGGGAACCAGCCUCGUCUCCAAGCGGCCCCAGGGGGCGUUCCUCGGGUCCGCCCCGCUCUGGUUCCCUCAUCUCCAGGGAAGAACUCCGGGACCCGGGAGCCCCCAACCCCCUCGGAAGUUUGCUCAGGAAGUUUGCCCAAUACCCGGGCCUGGAAAAGUCGCCCCUGGCCUGUUCUGUGCCUUAACUUAUUCUCGGGCCCUGGGGCUGCUGGGUUGGUGGUGUUUUGUGCUAAUAAAAGAAUGUACUUCAUUCCA